This is a messenger RNA of Drosophila obscura, 4084 nucleotides long. RefSeq lists its product as uncharacterized. The record is from RefSeq and is a predicted model, not a curated record. The transcript has 3 exons. Bases 136 to 3915 code for a protein of 1259 amino acids. Lineage: Eukaryota; Metazoa; Arthropoda; Insecta; Diptera; Drosophilidae.
UUAUCAUUGUUUGUAUUGAGUAUUUUACAGAAGUAGGAUAAGGGAAUGUGUAAUUUUUAACUUUAUUUGCUGACAUCUGCCGACUGCCGACUCAACUUCUGAAAUCCAUAUAUAUAUCCAGCAAAUAUUUCAAAAAUGGAAAAAAAAUUCUUUUAUGUACAAGCCGAUAAGGUGACUACACAAUGCGAAUCGAAGUGCGAUGCUCACGUAGAGAUGAUGUCUUCUGAUCGCUUGGAUGAAAGACAUUUGAAAGCGAACGAGGCGAAAGAAGAACAGGGUAAGGCAGAUGAGCAGCAAAACAAAACAGGACUUGAGCAUGUGGAUGAUGAUGAUUCAAUAAGCAAGGAGUUGGAUGAUCAAAGCGAUACUCACGUAGAGAUGAUGUCCUCUGAUCGUUUGGAUGAAAAACAUUUGCAAGCGAAAGAGGCGAAAGAAGAACAGGAUAAGUUAGAUGAGCAGCAAAACAAAAUAGGACUUGACCAUGUGGAUGAUGAUGAUGAUGAUUCAAUAAGCAAGGAGUUGGAAUGCCUCUGGGCAAGGAAACUGCAAGAAAUGCAAAAAACUGAUGCCGAGCCCACGCCAAAGCCCCUCCUCGCCAGAAGUAAGAGUAUGAAUGACUUGGCCUAUGCUGAUGCCGAUGCUGAUGCUGAACAAAGGACCAAUGACACCGACACUAAUCCAGAAGUGGUUGACGUUAUGCGCCAUGAUCAAAACACUGACGGGGUGGGCAUACCCCUUACCUCCGUGGAGGCGGUAACCCUGCAUAGUGGCGAUCCAUUGCAGCAAGACGGGGUGCAACCGGUCUCGGAGCUCGAUGAAGUUGCCAGUUUGGGCGGCACUACGGGUAGCCUUAAAUUGGGGCGAAGCUCAGGGGAGCCGAGCACCUAUGACCACAACAGCUUGCCCCAAGAAGAGACCCAAGAUAGUUCGCUACCAAAAGAGUCAUUUGAAUGCGUCGCCACGAAGAGCUCACAUUUGGUCACUGGCCAAUCAUUGAACAAUCCGGCGGAGGGUCAAAGCUGCAGCGUUCAUUCCUCACUGCCUACACUAAAGGACCCCUUGAAGCAGAGACGCAGCUUCAGACAUCAGUCCACACAAUGUUCAAUCUCUGCAAACUCUGAGAGCAAUGUACAACGACGUCGGCUAAAUUUUGAUCUUUUGAUGGAAUUCAAAUCCAAAUCCGAAUCGGCUCCGAAUCAGCCGGAGCCAUUGCCAGAAUUUCGAUUAAAUCGGGAGGCUGAAAAAUCCAGAAUUAAAUCAUACCUGGAAGCACGGCUGCGGGAGUAUACAGCCCGUCCCGCACAAGCCGAGCAUAUAGCACCAGCUUCGACUUCGACUUCGACUUCGACUUCGAGGUCACUGACGGAACUAUUUCGGUGCGAGGGAUGGCCCAACCUCCCUGCGUGUGAAUCUACAAGCACCCAUUGUCAAUCGAAUACUGCGCCAACAUCGCCUGAGCAUCAAACUAAAAUGUCCCAAGGAGUGUCGGCUAAAAUGUCGACCAAGCCAGUCAUUGUAGUGUGGACUCGGGGCCAGAAACCAUUCUCCACGGGCUCCUCCGAAGCUUCAGACACUGGACACUCGGCUGAUUCCUGCACAACCUGCCUUUCUUCAUCGGCGACUCAAGAGAACAGAUCACCUGUGGAGCCGCCAAGGGCAACCGAUGGGCUGCCACUGCAAGGCGAAGUGGCAUCCAAUGGGACAUCUAGCCUACCGGACACAAGCAGCUGUGCGUGUCGUUGUUGUGUCGUGUCCACCGAUUGUCGCUCUGCAGCCAGUUCACGGUGCACCGAGCCCGCUGGCUAUACGACACGUAGCUCAAGUUCGAGCGCUUCCUAUCAGACUGCAGCAUUGCCAGCUGAUGUCAUAUUACGCCAACAGGUAGAGCACUCUUCUAGUAUGCCAUCGACGACAGAAGAUGACCGCAAUGCGCAAGCCAUCGCGGAGGCACGUCCGGAAACUAGCUCAAUAGCAGCGAUUGUGGUAAUGGGACCGGUCAAACGGCGGGCACAGCCAACGGAAAGUGAUGAAGAACAGGAGCAGACAUUGGAGAAGCCACAGAAGCAAAAUCAAACGCUGACCUACCAGUCACAGUUCCCACCCAUAGACCAUCGUCCAACUUCGGUGGCUUGUGGCAAUUUUUCGAGCCGCACUAGUCUGUCUGAGUCAUAUCACACAGCACGGGAUCGCACACCAUCGCCUGGGGCCAGGUCAGAGUAUUUUUCAGCCAUACUUCUUGCUUCUCCCUCCAGCCAGUUGCCCACGGAACAGUCGCCGAACAGUGCCAGUAAGCCAAAGGAUCAGUCUUUGGAACCAGCACUGGCACUGGCUACCAAUCGCUCCAGCCAGACAGUGUUUCACUCAGCGCGUGAGCCCCAGACAGAUCUGGGGACAGAUUCUGUAGCCAAAUCUACAAUGAGAAUACGUGACGACAACACUGAAUAUUAUACAGCCAGCGAAAAUCCGUCCAUGAUGCCAUUAAACGGCCAUCAAGCGCAGUCGCCAGUGCUGGUUAAGUUGCAGAUCAGCCAAAGUACGCUGAUCCAUGAGGUAAUGCAUACGCACUAUCGGCCCAACAGACUGCAGGCCCUGGGCCCCGAGCUGGGGGAGAUCAGUGCCGCAACUGAGAACAACGGCAAGAGGGGCCAAGAACGCGACGACAACCCUCUGGCCAGUGAAGCCUCUAACAUUGACCAGAAAAAAAUCAAACAAGGUACAGACAUGAAGGAUGACAAAACGGCUACUGAAAGUGACAUGACUAUAAAGGGAGAGGAUAGCGAGACGGAAAUUAAUUACUUUCAGCCCAUGCCACUCAGUUCGGACGCUGACAUCAUCCAAGUGUGGCAAUCGAAUGUGCUGAUACGCAAGAGGCAAACCCCAUUGGAUGGCGGGCUCUACAGUCAGACGCAUCGAUUGCAGUUUCUGCCGAUAGACAUACUGCAUGCGGACACCGCCGGUGGGCCCAUUUUCGAGGGCGAUCAUGUCAAGUAUGCCAUGGAGCGUGCCAAAUACUUUGAGCAGGAAUUCGCAAAGCUUUCCGGGGACGAGAGAGUCGAGGAUCUGCUGCUGAGACUGCGACAAGUGCGAACCCUGCAGAACACGGCCGAAACGCACUACGAGCCACAUCUGAAGGCCACAAGUGCUGGCCAUGUCCCGAAGUCGCCCCGAAGUCACUCUGCUAAGGUCUUGCAGGUCAAAUAUUGCUGCCCCCUGGGCUUGGACGGCUGUUCGACGCUGCUCAAUGCGGAACUGCUGGCACACUUUUGGUGCACUCAUCUGAAAGAUCGCCUGAACCUGCAGCUCAAGGAGGUGUUCGAUGACGACAGCGUACUGAUUAUCUUCAAUCCCACGUCCUUUAGACUGGCCACGAACACCUGCAUGUCCAUGCUGGUGUAUGGCGGCAAGCAGGGCGAUGACUCCACGCUGCCGCUGAAGCGUUUCAUGCCGGUGGGCAAUGCAGGCCUGCCUGAGCCCUAUGCCCGCUAUGUGGGUCAUCUGCCCAUAAUCGUGAUGAUUUGCCGCAACAAAUUGAGUGCCGUCAAUGGUAACGAGAGCAAAGAUAAAGAUGAAGAUGAAGAUGAAGAUGUAUUCGCUUUGUGGGUGAUCACCAUGGACCUGCCACGGCCCGUGCAUGUGCUGAUGACCGUCUUCAAUCGCCGGCUCGACAUCAGUCGCAGCUGCAUCAUGUCGAUGCGUGGCCUGAGCAAGUCCCAUUGUUGUAAGAAUUUUGUCAACGCCAGCAAUAACUUUAUGCGCAUCUCCGAAAACGAUAUGAAGGUACUGAGCAAUGGCUUCACCGAACCAGUCUACGUGGAGGUCACCGUCAAGGAGUUCCCCUACUCCUGCUUCAUGCUCAUGACAACAGCACCCCUUCCCGAAGUAAACACACAAGCGGAUCUACAACCAAAAAAUUAAUGAUGAUACUUGGAACUCAAACAUAAAAGAAAAAAAAAGGAACAUUGUUUUGGAACAUUCUGGCUAAAAUUUCCACUUUUUGGCUAUUUUGUUCCAAAUUCAAAAGUAAAAGAAAUUCCUAAAAUUAUGUUUAUUUUGUUUCAAAUUUAUUAAAUGUAAAAACAAUACU